This is a messenger RNA of Iphiclides podalirius (scarce swallowtail), 864 nucleotides long. Lineage: Eukaryota; Metazoa; Arthropoda; Insecta; Lepidoptera; Papilionidae. The record is from the annotation of a GenBank genome assembly.
AUGAGUCCGAAUACAAAUCAUGUCAUAAACGAUCCAUUGGCUGUGAUUUACAAUGAAGGACAUUGGCGGUUGAGUAAAGUAUCUCCAUUAUUUAACUUUCAAUCAAAUGCAAUCAAAUUAAAACAAUAUGCAUCGAAAAUUCGUCAAGCUAUCGUUCAAUCAAUUUCGGCUAGUUCAGAGAUAAAGUAUACUGUAGUUUUAGAAGUUCAGCCAUAUCUCAAAUAUUCUGAACAAGAUUCAGAUGGCUUUAUGAUUACAGUUUCAUCGUCUCAGGAAAAUAAAAAUAAAUUGAAAAUGGUAUACAACAGUAUAUUUCUGUCAUGGGGUCCAAGUAGUAGAGUGGCUGAUGCUAUUCAUUUACCAUACUUACUUGAACGUGGUGAACAAAAGAUUGGGACAGCUGUUAAAACUUCUGUGCAAAACAUGUUUGAUUGCAAUAUAAAACAGUUCACAUUCACACAACAUCAACUGUUACAAUUUGGUUUCAACCUUGUUGAGAUUGAUACAUCUCGCAGUGCUGACCCAUUCACAUUCUGCUACAGAACACAAGCAGAUCAUAAAAACAAGCUCACUUUAACCUUUGAGAUUAGUGAUGUCCAGAUUCUUUGGAAUGGAAUUAAAGAAGAAUUUCCUAAAUCCUCAGAACAGGCAAUAUUAGCAUAUCAAGUAUUGCAGAAUCAGAUAUUUUACAGUGCCCAGUUAGAUGUGACAGCACUAGAUUUAUGUGAAGUUAACAUUUCUAAAGCAGAAGUGAAAGCAAAUGGCACAAUAAAGAUGAAGACUCCUGAAAUUGUAAAUUGUGUUUUCACAGUACUGAAUGAAAUUAGUGAUUUUACUUUGAAAGGAAAUAAUGGUUUGUUGGAA